AAAUUUUCGCCGAGCUUUCGCAUCUCAUGGGGGAAUGCUUUGAUUUGAGAUUCCAAAACUCAUAGUCCAUAAAUUUCAAUAUUAGUUUAAUUAAAUUAAAUAAAAGCCCUAAGUUCGCGUGCAGCCGAAGUUUAUUCUUCAACGGAAAAUUCUCCAUCUCCCGAAGCUAUUUAAGCACCUAUUAGAUCUGCGUUUCGGUACUCUUCGCAUCUCUCCCUAUAAGAUUACCAAUUUCUUUGAAUCAGCUGAGUAUGUUUCUUUCGAGGCAGACGCUAGUUUUAUACAAGUUUCAGUUGUUGGUUGUACAUCAGUCGUUCAAAUACUGGAACGUCUUCUACCAAUUCAUUCCAUUUCCUUAUCAAGUGAUUUUGGUUGGUUAUAUGUGGAAUAUGUUUGCCUAGAUUGGGGUUUAUGCUUCUUUUAUUUUCUUCCUUUUAAUUUUAUUAUCAAUUUUGUCUUCUUUGUCCAUCUUAUGGGAUGACUUGACAAGUUUUUGCGUGGAUAUCAGAUCGUGUUUAGUUGUUCUUGGACUUAAUAAUAUUAUGCCCAGAAGUUCUCUGCUGGAGUUUGAUAUAGGGUUCAUUGUGUUGGAUUUUCCCUGAUCCAAUCUUGACACGUGGAUCGUCUGAACUUUUAUGGUUAAAGUUUGAACACGAGAGCUUCUAAUAUGUUAGGAUGGGCAUGCAGGAUUUAAGAUUUGGAUGCUGGUAUUAUGAUAUUUUCGCAAUGGAACCAUGCUGCAUCACUAAUUUUUUUACUUUUCUCUUGCAGAUUAAUUGGUUACUACGACAGUCUGUCGUCUGCUAUUUUGCAUAUUGAAUCUUUUUGAAGAUUACUAAAGUGUUAGUAUCCAUAGGCUGCAGAAUUCGAAAGUUACUUCUCAGAAGUUAGUGAGAAUUUGGUGUUGGAUUAAACUGAUAAAAGAUCAAGAAACUGUGUUGAGCCUCUGAGGUCUUGGAAUAAUGACCCUUUUAGAAAGUGAAGAGGUUGGUUUUAAGCGCACUGAGCUUUCAGCUAGUGAUUAUGAUGCAAGUCUUCCUAUCAAGAAAAGGAGAUUUCCGGUAGUGCAGUUUCCUCCAUCUCCAUCUAAAGAUAUACCUCCAUUCCAUUCGGGUGGAAAUUUAUUGAAAGCUGAGCAGCGAUCUCCUCCUAAAAAUCUAUCUCCUUUUAAUCAUAAUGAAAGUUUAGUAAAGACUGAGCAGCCAUCUCCUCCUAAUGAUCUAUCUUCUUUUAAUCACAAUGAAAAUUUAAUAAAGACUGAGCAGCCAUCUCAUCCUAAAGAUCUAUCUUCUUUUAAUCGCAAUGGAAGUUUAAUAAAGACUGAGCAGCCAUCUCUUAUUGAAGAUCUAUCUUCUUAUAAUUGCAUUGACAAUUUAAUAAAGACUGACCAGCCGAUUCUAUCUAUGAAAAUAGUUUCAAGUUCUAGUGAUGUCACAAGUUCUGCAUUGUUGAAUAAUAACCAAGACAAUGUUUCUGACAAGAAGAAAGGAAAAUCUGAUAGUGAUUCAUGUUGUGUGGAUAUAGUUCGGAGUGAUAUUGGAAUGGCAGGAGUCAAGCUUCAAGAACCCACUUUGGGAGGACAUGCUAAUAUUAAUGGUUUUGUUGAAUAUGAAGGUAAAUCCUUGGUAACCGUAAAACACACCAUUCAUACAUCACCAGAAAUCUACGGGGGGUCAAAGUUGUCGUCAACUAGCCUUGACUCCGAUCCUCUUGCUGGUAACAAAGGGCAAGAAGAUGAUGUAAAAAUGCCUGAAGAAAAUUGCAGCCCUCCACUUUGUGAAGUUGGUGGAGGAGCUGGAGUAUCGAUGGGUUUGUUGAAGGGUCAUAUGGAUCUGGAAUUAGUUCCUGAAAAGAAUGAUUUGAAUUUCCUGAAGCAGAAUUCUGCGGAACCUGUGUUACUGGACUUCUCUUUAAACAACCAAGCAAGUAGCACCCAAUUUGUCAAAGGUAACGUAGGGUCUGAUUGUGAUGAUUCUCUUUUGCAGUUGAACAGGGAAAAAUGGGAUCUUAAUACCUCAAUGGAAUCAUGGGAGGGUUGUACUAGUGGUGAUUCACCUGUAGUGCAGAUGUCUGCCACUCAGACAAAUACAACUAUUGAAACUUAUGCUUGUUCAUCUGAAAUGGUUGAAAGUGACAGUCCAUGCGGAAAACAAGCCCCUUUAGAUAGUGAAGAUAAAGGCAACUCUAUUUAUGCUUGCAUGCCAUCAAAAGAAAAUCUUCAUCUAAGUCUUGAUUCAUCUUAUCUGAAACCUGUGCUUGAAGAAGACUCUUAUAUUUCUGAAUAUGAAUCAGAUGGCAACUGGGAUAUAGCUGAGGCUGUUGAUUAUAAUGAUAAUAAUGUCGAAGGAGACUAUGAAGAUGGGGAGGCCCAGGAAACAAUGCUGGAAACUGAAGUAGAGGUCCAUGUAUACGAGGAACGAGAAAUUGAGUCUUUGGAUCAUGCUGGUUGUAAUGACAAAAAGAUCAAUUCCGUUGAAUCGGAUCAUGAUUUUUUUGCUUUAGGCCCUCUUGAACAGGUAACUAAACCAGAGAAUCUGGAUUGUAGAAGUGAAGACGAUGUUAGGACUACAACUAAAUGUAAGUCUUAUGAGCAAGAAAAUGAAGACCAUUGUGUGGAAGAAUUGCAUGCCAUAGAGAAUACUAUUAGUAGGGAUGUAAACAGACCUGUGAAGGCCACAGGAAGAAGUCAAUUAUUUCAGUAUGAUAAAAAGCACAACUUCGAGGCAAAGGACACUGCUGAUGAAAUCGUUGAUGAGGAACUGAUUCCUACAUUUUCUCAGGGUGAGGUGGAGAAUGCUGUAGCAGUAGAUGUAGUGCAGAAUAGGGAUCUAACUUUGCCUUCUGUAAAGGAGUCUGAAAACGAAGAUGAUGCAAAGGAUAUCAAUGGAGGCACUAGAAAUAGUCGGAUAAUUAAUUUUAGUCAAACAUCUACUGAUUCAACUCCUUGUAAGGCAAAAUCUUGUUUUGCCAGGUCAGUUUUAUCACAUAAGGAUAGAGAGUUUGUACCCAAUAUGGAAGUUGAAGGAGCAAAUGUGCAACCUCAAGAAAGAGAUGAUGGGUACAGUAAUAUUACCAAGAAAAUUUCUGUGGACAAACGCCAGGGUCAGUCACAGUUGAUGAGUUUUAGUCAUAGAAGAGGGAGAAGUACCAAUAGGUUGGACAACCGAUCCGAGGAAUGGGAUUUUGGUCCCAACUUUUCUCCUGAAACAUACAGUGAACAACAGAUAGAUUACCAUGGUCCUGGUCUUGAUCAAAAUCGAUAUAAGAUUACACCAGAUGGUCCAUUUGGUGGUGCUUACCGUCGUGGUAGAGAAUUGCUAGAGGAUGAGAGAUCUUUUUAUUUCCAUGGGCCCUCAAGGAGGAAGUCACUUGGAAGAAGACAUGGGCCCAAUGUAGGAGGAAAAAUGGUUAACAAAAUGCCUCGAGAUUUUAGUCCAGGUAGAUGCAUGGAUGAAGGUGGCUCUUUUGAUCGUCAACAUGGUGAAAAGUUCACUAGGAAUUUUGCUGAUGACACAGUGGAUCUUAUGUAUACACGACCUCAACCUCCAUAUGAUGUAGACAAACCUUUCUUCCGGGAAAGAAGGAACUUCUCAUUCCAAAGAAAAUCUUUUCCCAGAAUUAAUUCCAAAUCUCCAGUAAGAUCCCAAGCUCGCUCCCCCAGCCAAUGGUUCUCUUCAAAAAGAUCUGAUAGGUUUUAUGAACGUUCCGACAUGACACAUCGAAGGUCUCCAAAUUAUAGGAUGGAAAGGAUGAGACCUCCUGAUCAGCGUCCUAUACGUGGGCAUAUGCCGGGCCGAAGACAAGGAUUCCAUUUCCUUUCACCGGCUGAUGAAUUGAGAGAUGUGGGUCCUGCACCUGACCAUUGUCAUAUGAGGUCUAUUAUCCCUGAUAGGAAUCAGCCUGAAAGAUUACCAAUUAGAAAUAGAAGUUAUGAUGCUAUAGAUCCUGAAGGAAGGAUUGAAAAUGACGAACAUUUUUAUGGUCCUGUACGUUUGGGUCAAUUGACUGGGUACAAUGAUGGCGAACCAGAUGACGAUGAAAGAAGAUUUAAUGAGAGACAUGAACCUUAUUCUUUUAAGCAUCCAUUUGGUGAUUCUGAUGGUGAGAGAUUCCGAAGCAACAGGGAGGAUUGUUCUAGGCCUUUUAGAUUUUGUGCAGAUAAUGACCCAAGAAUAUCAUGGAAGAGAAGGUAGCUUUUAGGGAGAAAGACUGAGUUAAGGAUCUCUACCAAGGGACAGGAGAUUGCUUUAGACUAGUCCAUUCUGUUAGUUUAAGUUAGAUAUUUGUAGAUGAUAUUUUAUGGUGCAAAUGGGGCCUUUUGUCUCUCUCUCUCUUUUAAUUUCAUAAUUGCAAUUGUAAAAAAUUCCAUAUCAAUGCAGAAGAGUAUGGUUCUCAA
Cucumis melo (muskmelon) is the source of this 4396-nucleotide messenger RNA. RefSeq lists its product as uncharacterized. The transcript has 4 exons. The record is from RefSeq and is a predicted model, not a curated record. Bases 963 to 4193 code for a protein of 1076 amino acids. NCBI's taxonomy places the organism in Eukaryota, Viridiplantae, Streptophyta, Magnoliopsida, Cucurbitales, Cucurbitaceae.